This is a messenger RNA of Vicia villosa (hairy vetch), 1203 nucleotides long. RefSeq lists its product as uncharacterized. The coding region runs from base 1 to 1203 and encodes 400 amino acids. NCBI's taxonomy places the organism in Eukaryota, Viridiplantae, Streptophyta, Magnoliopsida, Fabales, Fabaceae. The record is from RefSeq and is a predicted model, not a curated record. The transcript has a single exon. Gene Ontology annotation, molecular function: catalytic activity.
AUGAUAGUUCUUUCUUUGAAUUUAAGAGGAGGAGGAAGUCGGGCCAAGAGGAAAAGAGUAGGUUAUCACAUACAACAAGGAGAUGCCGACAUUUGUUUUAUUCAAGAGACAAAGUUAAGUGGUAUAAAGUGUAAUGUUGUGAAAGAAUUGUGGGGAGACAAUCAUGUGGAGUGGUCUUGUUUGGAUGCAAAUGGGGCGUCGGGGGGCAUUCUAACAAUGUGGAAAAAGGAUUUCUUCAACCCUAUUUUUAGUUUUCGUGGAGAGGGCUUCUUAGGCAUUUGCGCGGAGAAGGAAGGUAAACUUAUUUACUUCGUGAAUGUUUAUGCUUCUUGUGAAUUCAACACGAGGAAGAGAUCUUGGGAGAGGUUAUGUGAAUUCAAAAACAAUAAUGUCAAAGGCUCGUGGUGCAUUGGUGGAGACUUUAAUUCUAUCACUUCUUUAGAAGAGAGAAUAGGGUCUUCAAGGCAUAGCUAUAGGAGGGAGAUAAUGCUCUUCAAAGAUUUCAUAGAGGAAAUGGAGUUAGAGGAUCUUCCUACAAUAGGAGGCAAGUUUACUUGGUUUAAAAGUAAUGGCAAGUCUAUGAGUAGGAUUGACAGAUUUCUUCUAUCGGAUUGCUUUGUGGAUGAUUGGAAGGUGGAGGGUCAAUACAUAGGUGAGAGGGAUGUGUCCGAUCAUGCUCCUAUUUGGUUGAAAGAUAAUAGGAAGAAUUGGGGUCCUAAACCUUUCAAGUUCAAUAAUAUAUGGUUCAAACAUGAAGAGUUUGAUAUCUUUGUGAAGGAGGAAUGGAAGAAGUUAGUGGUUGGAGGAAGAGGUGACUAUUGCUUGGUCGAAAAGUUGAAAACUCUUAAAAACCGGUUAGCUUGGUGGAACAAGAGCGUCUAUGGGUGGAUUGAUCUCAAAAUCAAUAGGGAUGGGAGAGAGAUGCACGCUUUAGAUAACUUGUUUGUUCAUUUUGCAGGUAACGUUCCGGAUGAUGUGGUAGCAAAAAGACUUAAAGUGGCGGAGGAUUUUUGGGAUAACAUUAACAAGAGAGAAGGCAUACUCCGAUUAAAGUCGAGACAACUUUGGUUAGCCGAAGGUGACGACAACACUCGUUACUUUCAUAAUUCGCUUAAAGAUAGAAGAAGAAGGAAUGCUAUUUGCUCUAUUGAUUCACCGGAGGGAAGAUUAGAAGGGGUUGAAGAAGUUAAAGAGUUCACCUAA